AUGUCGCAACACCCACCAACGAUACAGUCCACCCUUGCACAGGACACGAAUGUGGCCUAUAUCGACACCAUACAAGCAUAUGAUCAAUGGGCCGAUGUCUAUGACACAGACGGCAACUUCCUGCAAGCACUCGACACAAUUGAAAUGCAGUGGAUGCUUCCCGAGCUAUGGGCCCAAAUCAAAGCUCAAACACGACAGAUAGGUCGUCAGGAAUAUAAACUGGUCGAUCUGGGUUGCGGUACGGGCAGGAAUACAUUGCAACUUCUGGAUACCAUUUCUCAGGAUUCAUUGCAAUCAAAUGUUCAGAUCAUUGGCGUCGACGCCUCGAACGGCAUGCUAGAUGUCGCACGCCAGCGAAUUGAUGCAGUCAACCGGCCAGCGGACAUAGAAGUAGAACUAGCACCCUUCGACCUCCUCGCCGAUAUCGAGGCCCCUUCCAACAGACGAACCCUGAAUCUCGUACGAGACGCUGACGGAGUGAUCUCAACCCUCGUCCUUGAACACAUACCCCUAAACAACUUCUUCGGAGCAGCUGCAUCAAUUCUUCGCUCAGGCGCAUAUCUCCUGGUCACAAAUAUGCACGCAGACAUGGGUAAGCGAAGUCAAGCUGGCUUCGUGGACUCUGCUACAGGGAAGAAAGUGCGUCCAUCAAGGAGUUAUGCGCAUGAAGUAGGACAAAUUCUGGCGGAGGCUGAGAGGUGGGGAUUUGAGGUUGUGCAGUUGCCGACUGGAAAGGCUGCUAGGUCGCAUGGUUGUGUUGACGGGGUGAUUGAGAGGGAGGUCACGCCGGAUAUGGUUGAGAGGCUUGGGCCCAGGUCACAGAAGUAUGCUGGUGUAUGUUUUGUUUGGUUAGGAGUGUGUUUCAGAAAGAAAUGA
Molecule: messenger RNA, 876 nt
Organism: Talaromyces amestolkiae
Lineage: Eukaryota; Fungi; Ascomycota; Eurotiomycetes; Eurotiales; Trichocomaceae
Exons: 2
Coding region: 1-876 (291 amino acids)
Source: RefSeq, a predicted model, not a curated record